AUGACGAGAGGAACGCGGGGGUCAGCUAUGCUAGAUUCUGAUACAUCUGUUGUUGAGUUGUUGAAUGAAAUUAGGGAACUGAGACAAGAAAUAAAGGAUUUGAAGCAAAACAGUAAUGACAUAUGUUUACUGAGGCAAGAUGUGCAGGACAUUAAAGCUGAGCUUGCUAAUCUCUCCCCGAACUUCUCACAACAUGUUGCUAAGUUCAAUAGCAUACUUGAAGCCAAGGACCAGGAAAUAAAAAGUCUGAAGCUAACAAUAUCCCAGUUUCAAACUACCCUAAGCGUCUUGGAACAAUCCUCGUUGAGAAAUGAAAUUGAAGUAUGUGGUGUUCCCGAGCAAAAUGCUGAAAACCUGACACACAUCCUGAUGACGAUGUCUCAGAAACUGAAUGUGGAAUUACAAGAGACCGAUAUCGACGUUAUUUCGAGGGCUGGUCCAAGACCUAAAAUUGGAAAUGACUCGACCAAGUCCCGUCCUAUUGUGGUAAAAUUAAUUAGGAAGGCAAAGCGAGACGAGUUGCUGAGAGCUGCAAAAUCCAGGAAAAACCUAACUUCGGAAAACAUCGUGAACACUAGUCCUUCGAACAUCUAUCUGAAUGAAAGAGUUACCAAAGAAAAAAGGCUAUUAUUUCGAGAAGCCAGAGCAAGAACUCGGACGUAUGGAUUUCGUUUUUGUUGGAUGCGUGAUGGAAAUAUAUAUAUCAGGAAAAAUGAGAGUGGACCAAGUGGUCAAUUUCCUGCGAUACGUAUUCAAUCUAUGGAGGAUCUGGAUAAACUCGUUGGUUCCAGUACGUCUACGGCUAAUACAGAUAACUCUGAUUAA
This is a messenger RNA of Helicoverpa zea (corn earworm), 825 nucleotides long. RefSeq lists its product as uncharacterized. The coding region runs from base 1 to 825 and encodes 274 amino acids. NCBI's taxonomy places the organism in Eukaryota, Metazoa, Arthropoda, Insecta, Lepidoptera, Noctuidae. The transcript has a single exon. The record is from RefSeq and is a predicted model, not a curated record.